AUGUUUUACUCGUCCUUCGUCCUCCUGCUUUUCUCCUGCCUUGCUGUUUCCACGGUAACCGUCACUACGGAGCGACGCGCGGUGGAUGGCAACGACGUGAGGGCUCUGACCGGCGGCGGCGGCGGCGGCAGCGGUGGUGGGUCGGCCCCAGCUGGAGCCAAAGCGAGCAGCACCUUGUUCCUCCUGACCGGAUACAAGCCGCGGCUGCCUCCGCCGCCCGCCGGGCCCAAAGUGGCGCCAAAAGCGGCGGAGGUGGAGGACGGAGAUGACCCGCCGGUGAUGGCCGAGCUCCCUCCUAAGCCCCUCCCUCAGACCAUGUUGCCAAGGAACAUGACGGCCGAAGCCCUGAAGCCCCCCCUCGGUGCGGCUCAGGUGGCUCCGCCUCCCAGACAGCUGGUGGAUGUGGACGUGUGCAGGGGUUAUUUUGACGUUAUGGGGCACUUUGACAGCACCUUCAACUGCUCCAAGGGCAGCUACAUCUACUGCUGCGGCACCUGCCACUACCGCUUCUGCUGCGAGCACCAGAAGAACCGUCUGGACCAGGACUCCUGCAACAACUACAUCUCCCCCGUCUGGGCCGACCCGCAGGUCACCGUCACCGUGCCGACGGGGAGCAAGCCUGACCCAGAUUUCGAGACGCUCCAGCAGCAGAACAGCAGCACGGCCUAUGUGAUCGGAGGGGUGAUCUCCUUCACGCUGGUGGUGGCCGUGGGUGUGAGGAUCGCCUUCAGCAAGGUGGCACGCCGACCCCGAAACAGGGACAUCAACAUGCCCAGGUCGCUGGUGGAUAUCUUGCGUCACCAGUCGAGCCCCGUGCAGCAGGGAGAGAGGAACAACACCACGGGGAUGAACACCACCACCUCAGACGGGCGGAUAUCCAAAAACCUCUACACCCCCAUCCUGCAGAGCAAAGACAACCGCAAAGAACUGGACGAGUACGCCGGCUACUACUCCUCCAAGCGUCGCUCCAACAACGCUCCCCCGUCCUUCCACUCCUCGCAGCACCACCUGCCGUGGGGGGGCGACUACACGCUGGGCUCCAGGGGCACGUUGCCCCUCCACGGCUCCCGUCCCCGUCUCCACAUCCCGGCCUCCACCCCCAACCCGUACCCGCUCCCCGCCCAGACGCAGUACACCAACUCCACCUUCGACAGGCCGCCGCGCCGCGUCCGCUCCCAGGAUCAGCUGCUGGCGCUCGGAGAGGGAAACACUUUGUCCCGCCUGUCCAAGAACCAGCAACACCAGUACUACAAAGCCAUGAUGAGCACCAGCAGGAGCUCCACCUCUCAGACGCUCCGCAGGUCCCAUGAGAGGCUCCUGGUUUCACCCGAUCGUCUGGAGGAGCGGCUGAUGACGGUGGGCAUGAUGGUCGGAGGAGUCGACAGAGGUCCGGGCGGGGGCAUGGUGCCGACGAUGGGCCGACUCAGCCACCACCAGAAGGCCCAGUCGCAGCAGAACAUCUGCGUCACUCCCUCCAUGGAUCGCCACCACAUGAUAAAGAUGAACUCCCACCCGUCGUCAGGCCACGAGCACGAACGCAGCUCGGCCGCCAUGCCUGGGAUGGGCAUGCACGGCGGCUGGGAACCACACGGGGGCCACGGAGGAGGAGGAGGAGGAGGAGGAGGAGGAGGAGGUGGUGGAGGAGGUCACCCGAAUGCUCGACGGAUGGCGUUCGCAAGCAAGAGGCAGAACACCAUCGAACAGCUCCACUUCAUCCCCGGAGGAGGAGGAGGUGGAGGAGGAGGGGGAGGAGGGCAAGGACUGCGGACUGGCAGUAAGAAUGAAGUGACAGUGUGA
Molecule: messenger RNA, 1797 nt
Organism: Scomber japonicus (chub mackerel)
Lineage: Eukaryota; Metazoa; Chordata; Actinopteri; Scombriformes; Scombridae
Product: protein shisa-7-like
Biological process (GO): regulation of short-term neuronal synaptic plasticity; regulation of AMPA receptor activity
Cellular component (GO): dendritic spine membrane; AMPA glutamate receptor complex; postsynaptic density
Source: RefSeq, a predicted model, not a curated record